This is a messenger RNA of Gossypium arboreum, 928 nucleotides long. RefSeq names its product metalloendoproteinase 1-like. The record is from RefSeq and is a predicted model, not a curated record. Gene Ontology annotation, cellular component: extracellular matrix. The coding region runs from base 9 to 899 and encodes 296 amino acids. Lineage: Eukaryota; Viridiplantae; Streptophyta; Magnoliopsida; Malvales; Malvaceae. Gene Ontology annotation, molecular function: metalloendopeptidase activity; zinc ion binding. Gene Ontology annotation, biological process: collagen catabolic process; extracellular matrix organization; proteolysis. The transcript has a single exon.
AAAAAACCAUGGCUCCCAAGCUUUCUCAUCAUAUAAUCUCAGAAGCUUUGUUGCUGCUUAUAAUGCAGUCUUUGUUUGUUAAUUCCGCAUCUCAUUUCAGAUCUCUCCAAUUAUUUGAAGGAGCUCAAAAAGGAUACACAUUGAAAGGACUUAAUCACGUCAAGCAAUACUUGAAAGCCUUUGGGUAUUAUUAUUCCAUUAACGAUGCCAAUUUCACUGAUCAUUUCGAUAGCUUGUUAGAAUCUGCACUUAAAGCUUACCAACAAUACUAUCGUCUCGAGGUAACAGGAAAAAUCAACUCUGAUACCAUGAAAAAAAUGUCAACCCCUAGAUGUGGCGUUCGAGAUGUUUUCAACGACUCAAAUGAUGGUUUCAAGUUUCGUAUGGUAGGUAACUAUACCUUUUUUAAUGGGAUGCCUCGAUGGAACAAACGCCAAUUGACCUACAAGUUACGUUCUAGUGCACAUGUGAUUAGUGAUCGACAAUUAAGGCCUAUCAUAGCUAGGGCAUUUGGUAAAUGGGCUGAUGUUUCCAAUUUCACAUUUCGGGAAGCGUGGGUAUUCAAUCCAUCAGAUAUCGUGGUGGGGUUUCAUCGUCGUUUUCAUUGGGACAACUACCCAUUUGAUGGCCCAGGAAAUGUUUUGGCUCAUGCUUUUGCACCCGAAGACGGGAGGCUUCAUUACGAUGCUGAUGAGAAUUGGAGUACUAAUAAUCUUACAAGACUAGAUCAAAUCGAUAUAGAAUCUGUAUCUAUUCAUGAAAUAGGACAUAUUUUAGGACUUGGGCAUAGUCGGGACCCAAAUGCGAUUAUGUACCCAUAUUAUAGGCCUGGAACCAUCAAAAGGAAUCUAGGCCAAGAUGAUAUUGAUGGCAUAGGAGCUCUGUACUUCGGUCGGUAACAAAUUAAACUUAUAUGUUUUGAUGCAAA